AUUAUUCGUCAGCAACAAUGUCGGUUCCUAGUCAAUUGAAAAUUGACAACUGGGGUAAUUUCUUCAUGCAGCGUCUCAACAACUUGGCCAAAAAAGAUGAAUACUGCGAUUAUACCAUUCGUUCAGUGUCAAAUGAAUCUUUUAAAGUCCAUAGAGUCGUUUUAAAUACAUGUUCAGAUUAUUUUGUUUCUCACCCGAGUACUGACAAAACAAUGACAAUGCCUGGACAUCUGGACUUUGAUGCAGUUAAGAGUGUUAUCAUGUUUAUGUAUACCGGACAACUUCAUUUCACUGAAGACAGUCGUAUGAGUUUAAUCGAAGUAGCUGACAUGUUACAGGUUACUGUGUUACUAAAGCUCCUGGAGUCACAGAAUGGAGCAAACAAAUUAACUCCUAAGUAUCACUCUCCACAAGCUUCAACAUCUAGAACUCAUUCAGCAAUCGCACUAAAUCAAUACAGACCUGCGAAGAAACCAACCACUCAAACUAGUAUGACCAUUAGAUCACCACCAGAACAUACACCGGCAUCUACUUUUAUUAAUACAAUGAAAGUGAAAGAUGUUUUGAGUGAAAAUAAACCAAUGCGGUUUGAAUGUGAUGCCAAUGACGUACCUGAGUUUAUAGAACAAACUUUUGAAUUACCCAAGUAUGAUAGUGCGCCAUUAAUUAAACAAGAAAAUUGUGAUAGUGCAAAGGCCAUGCUCAAAAGAGCUUCCAAUGGAGAAUUGAUUGAUAAGAGCAUGGACAAGGGUCAUAAAACCCAAGUCAUUAAAUGUGAGGCUCAAAAUAUAUUAUCGCCAGCAGGCAAGAAAUUGAAAAUUGUCAGUGAUACUGACCCAGAGAACACCAAUAGCAAAGUAGUGCAAGAAAUCUUAAAGAAAUACCCACAUUUAUUGCAAAGUAAAGGUAACAUAAAAUUGAAAAUUAUGUCUAGUACUAAUCAAAGCCAGUUUGAAAGUAUAAUUAUUAACACUCCUAAUUCAGUGGAGAAAAUUUUACCAGCUGGGAGUGGUGUUAAAAAACCAAUUACCACUCACAAAGUCAAGCCAGAUAUCAUGAACAUAGUUGGACCUUGGUCCUGUAAUCUUUGUGGAACYGACACCAAUCCAUUGAAAUUAGAUUCUUAUUUUAUUUAUCGGAGACAUUUGGUAGAAAAACAUAAUGAGAAAGAAGACACUAGAGUUUGUGAACACUGUGGACACUUUUCUGUACGUAAGAGCCUGCAAGUACAUCACAUGUACACAAAACACAAUAUUCAACCGCCUGCUGAUUUCAAGUUUCCUCAGUGUGACGAUUGUGGAUUUAUUGCAACGACUGAAGUUCAUUUAAAACGACAUAAGAGUUUGGAAAAAUGUGGCAUUAAACCACAACCUAAAACAGAAUAUGGAAAUUAUACGUGUACUGAGUGUGAUAGGACUUUCCGUUCAAGUUUGAUGCUCAAAGGACAUUUGAGAAAUUUUCACAAAGUCGAUAACAUUAUCCCAUCGACUUCAUCAACCAAAGAGCUAUUGAUUUCUGUUAUUGAUAAUAUACCACCUGGGGCUAAAGUUUUAGCUGAAAAUAAUAUUAUAAACGAAACUGUUGAUCUAGAAAAAGGUGAAGAAGUGAUAUAUAGUGAAGAAACUACAGAAGUAGAAACUGUGACACUAGAAGAUGCUGAACAGGUACUUAAAGAAAAUGAUGAUGAUUGUAAAUCUACCGUACCAGUUGACCUCACAGAAGAGUGGGAUGAUUUUGAUGAUGUAGAUACAAACAAAAAUGAAGAAUCCGACAAAGAAGACAACAGAGAUGCUAAACCUUGUAGAAUAGAAUUAGAGUGAGUCAAAUACAAAAAURUAUUGUACUAGUAUUCAGAAUAUUGUUUAAUAUUUACUGUAAUAAAAUGUAGUAUUUGAAAUCAUUCAAUACCAUAUUUAUUUUAAAAUAUGUAUUCGUACAUAUCUUUUAGUUAAUGUAAAUAAAACACUUGACUGGAUAUUAWAUUGGUAAUAAAGUUUAAGAAAAAAAUUAGCAAUUAUUUAUUUAUAAUUUUACUUACAUAAUUAUUAUUUACCAUUUAGAGCUUGAUAUUAAAUUAKGAAUCUUAAUUUAUUAGAUACCUUUGUAGUGAAUGAUACCAAGUUUUYUUUUUGUCGUUGAUUAUAGUAUUAGGCAUAUUUAAUUAUGUAAAAAUUAUUUUAAUAUCAUACUACACAAUAUAUGUAUAAUAUAUUGUGUACUUGUGUAAUACAUUAAAAUAAUGCAAUUGACAUAGCUUUCAUGAAUUAAAGCGAUGGUAUUCCACAGUAUUAAAAUAAUUUUCAAUAAAUUGAAGUUUAAACGUAUCAAAAAAUGUGAUAUUUUUGUAUAUUUAUAA
Messenger RNA from Diuraphis noxia (Russian wheat aphid), 2356 nucleotides. It is a transcript of the gene Cp190, whose product is annotated as centrosome-associated zinc finger protein CP190. The record is from RefSeq and is a predicted model, not a curated record. Gene Ontology annotation, biological process: regulation of transcription by RNA polymerase II. Gene Ontology annotation, molecular function: protein binding; DNA-binding transcription factor activity, RNA polymerase II-specific; RNA polymerase II cis-regulatory region sequence-specific DNA binding. NCBI's taxonomy places the organism in Eukaryota, Metazoa, Arthropoda, Insecta, Hemiptera, Aphididae.